This is a messenger RNA of Puntigrus tetrazona (Sumatra barb), 3975 nucleotides long. It is a transcript of the gene tab2, whose product is annotated as TGF-beta activated kinase 1 (MAP3K7) binding protein 2. Bases 309 to 2528 code for a protein of 739 amino acids. The record is from RefSeq and is a predicted model, not a curated record. Gene Ontology annotation, molecular function: ubiquitin binding; K63-linked polyubiquitin modification-dependent protein binding. Gene Ontology annotation, biological process: positive regulation of protein kinase activity. The transcript is spliced from 8 exons. Lineage: Eukaryota; Metazoa; Chordata; Actinopteri; Cypriniformes; Cyprinidae.
AGAGAAGUCUCGCGAUAGGCGCUCACUUGUACGGCCGCCAUAUUGUGUGACACUAUUUUGAUUCUUAUCUGUUGGAAGAGAGAAAGGAAGAGAGAAAAUAAGGGGGAGCCGAGGGGGAAACGCAGAAGAGCUGUCAGAAGAGAGCGAAGCAGCGGUGGCGGCGCGGGAUUCUCGAGCGGAGUUGGGCCUGGUUCUGUCCGCAGAUCCGCGGCGCGAGCGGCCCGGGAGCGGCGCUGACACGAAGAUGCUAAGAUAGUGCCUGUGAGCGAGUGCUGUGGUCAAGUCCGCUUUGUUUUGGCAGUAGACGAAUGGCACAGGGAAACCAGCAGAUUGACAACCAGGUUUUGCACCACCUGCGGCAAAAGUUUCCAGAGGUUCCUGAGGACGUGGUGUCCGAGUGUGUCCUGCAGAAUAAGAACAAUUUAGCUGCGUGUUGUGAGUACCUGACCAAGGUCAGUCCUGGUUUCUUGUAUAGCGAAGGCAGCCAGGGUUCGACAGAUCAUCGCAAUCACAUGACCCAGCUUAACCUCGGCGUCUCUCAGAAUACCCAUGGUGCUGUGCAGCGAGAUGUAGUAAGGAUGAAUGGCAGCAGGACUGUCACCCCCAGUGUGAGCGAUGGGCCUCUGACCGUGCCGACCCCCCUCUCCGAGUUCUACCAGCCUGAAACGCCGUCUGUGCCAACACACACACCCACGAGCCUCGGCGCCUUCGCCGCCAUGGAAUCCACUCGCAAGCCUCAACCUCCUCAGCACCUGGGACUCUACCAGGUCGGGGGCAAAGGUCACGGACCGCCUCCCACCCCGCGCUUCAACCCGAUCACGGUGACACUUGCACCCAACACCGGCCGCAACACACCGACCUCCCUGCACAUCCACGGAGGACCUCAGUCGGGUCUAAACAGCCCAAACUCCAUCUACAUCCGGCCGUACGUGACCCAGCCGGGCUCCACGCGACAGGUGCAGGGCCGGGCUCAGUACAGCCCCACCUCGCAGCCCGCACAACAGAUCUACCAGAUCACCCACCCUGCCGCCUCCCAGAGCUCCUGGAGCGGCCAGCAUCAGACCUCACACGUGUACAUGCCCAUCAGCUCUCCCACCAACACCCAGGCGCCCUCCAUUCCCUCGGCGGUGGCCACGCAGGCCGCCUCCUGUUCGCCCUCACCUUCCUCCAGCUCGUCCUCCUUCAGCCAGUACAACAUCCAGAACAUCUCGACGGGGCCGAGGAAGAAUCAGAUUGAGAUAAAGCUGGAGUCUCCUCAGAGGGUCUCGGGAGGGUCGACAGCGACGCUCCUGCGCUCCGGGUCAGCUCCGCGAGCUGCCAGCAACUCCACGUCCUCGUCCUGUCCGGCCUCGUCUUCGCUGACUGCAUCCGCCGGUUCCUCCACUCCCAUCUCGAUCGGCGGUGCGGGGCUGAGCCGCAGCCAGCCCACAGUCUACAUCUCCCCAUCCCCACCCUCUGCGGACGACUGUGCCCUCGUUCCCAAUCACCCUCGCACGCAGCCCAAGUUCUACAUCUCUGCUGACGAUGGAGGGGCGAGGAACCCGCCCACCGUCUAUAUCUCAGCCAAUCCCGCGCUGCAGGGCUCUGCCGGUCUGCGAGCUUUGGGGAGCCAGGUGAGCAUGGGCCCUGCAUACAUACACCACCACCCGCCCAAAUCUCGGCCCUCUGUGGCUGCCGGGGGCACGGCCACAUCUCCUCGCGUGGUGGUGACGCAGCCCAACACCAAAUACACCUUCAAAAUCACCGUCUCCCCCAACAAACCUCCGGCUGUGUCUCCCGGGGUGGUGUCGCCCACAUUCGAGCCAACUAACCUGCUCAGUCUGCCGGGCGAUCACCAUUAUGCUGAGCCGGAUCCACUGUACCAGUCCGACCCGCUGUCACCUCACCGGGACAAGAGCUCGGAGCCGCGUAGGCUCAGCGUGGGUGCGGACGACGCCGCGUACACGCAAGCUCUGUUGGUGCAUCAGAGAGCGCGCAUGGAGCGACUGUGGCGGGAGUUAGAGCAGAAGAAGAGAAAGCUGGAGAAGCUGAAAGAGGAAGUCAACGAGAUGGAGAAUGACCUCACACGGAGACGAAUGCAGCGCUCCAACUCAGUCUGUCAGAUACCAUCUAUCGAGGAGAUGCAGCAGUUGAGGUGUAAGAAUAGACUUCUACAGAUCGAUAUUGAUUGUUUAACCAAAGAGAUUGAUCUCCUUCAAACACGAGGACCAGACUUCAAUCCCAUUGCAAUUCAUAAUUUUUAUGACAACCUUGGAUUCUUGGGUCCUGUACCUCCUAAACCUCCCAAAGGUCCUACGAAACCAGCAGUGGAUCUGGACAGGAGAGGGCGCAGGAUCAAUGUCAGCUCCAAGCUGAAGAGAGACCCGUCUCUCCCUCCUGUGCCUCCCUCCGACGGCAGCCGCGGCGCCCGGCUCGUGUCCGAGCCCGAGGACGAUGACGGGGUCCAGUGGAGCUGCACCGCCUGCACCUUCCUCAACCACCCGGCCCUCAACCGCUGUGAAGAGUGUGAAUUCCCCCGGCACUUCUGAGCCACAGAGCGUGUGCGUGUGUGUGUGUGUGUGUGUUCGUCUCGUGAUGUCCACUGAAGACUGGAUGAUGUUUACAGCUCUGUGUCUCUGUUCAGUGUGUGUGAGAGAUCAAGGGAACUUCCUCCGCUUGAUCCGUGAAGAGGCUCGGCGUUGCCGGUGGUAUUAAGACGUUUAGUACAUCCACACUCGGUUUACAGGUGUGCCUUUGGACGCCAGUGUGCCUUUCUUUUUUUCUUUUUUUCACGGGAACCCAUCGUGACUGCUUUAUCCACGCUGUUCCCAAAGGAUCGAGGGCGGAAUCUGCUAAACUCCCAGUUCUUUUGUUUGAUCGAUGAAAUGCGAAAAAGGAAAAAGAAAAAAAAACCUGCAUGUUUUAGAUGUACAGUUUACAGAGGAGUCUCCGCCACACAGAUUUUACUGUACAUAGUUUUAGAACAAGCUUUUCUUUCUCGAGAAUUCACAUGUAUUUCCUGUAAGUAUAGCUUCAUAGACUUCAUUUAUUUCUAUGUGUUGUUUUCGUGGUGUAUGGAACUUUCGCGAGAACCUAAAGGGAUGCUAAAAGCGCGCAACAGAAAAAGCUCCGUCAAGCACUCUAUUCAGCGUACGAGCUGCGAACGCAGCAAACCUGAACUGAAAAAGAUCUAGAUUUUAUUAACAAGGUACUUGACCUCAGAUAACAGACGCUUUCCUAUGUGACAACUGGAAUGUAGGUUUACUAUUAGAGGAACUGAUACCUUUGUGCCACGAAAGGAAUGUUUCUUUGCUAUGCAUUGAUGAAGCUUGGGUGUGUGUGUGUGUGUUCACAAGGGCUUUGACACACCGAGCCCUCGCCGCCGGCUGUCAUGGGUCAGGUGUUUUAAAUUGCCAAAGUGCAAGGAAAUAUUUCACCACGUGCCUUCGGUCUUCAUGUGGUUCUCUGUUACGGAUCAUGGUGUGUGGCGAUAUGCACAGUGCCUUAACUUACAGAUGUUACAGAAUUUACACUUUAUUAUUAUUGAACUGUCAUAAAGUUACAGUUUGGUGACUUUAUGAGUUGAUUGAACUAAAACAAAUGUUUUGUCAUCCAUCCUUAUGAGCGUGCUAAUGCAUAAGUUGUGCAUUGAAAAGCUGAAUGAGAUUGUUAUUUAUAAAUCCAAUAAAUACACAAUUUCCAAAUGCUGGUUCUGGUAUCCAGGCUAAAAAUAACUUGUCUGUGGAGAACGUUUAUUCGCUCGGCUCUCUGUUUCCGGCUCCAAAGACAUUACUCUCUGUGCUAACGCUUGAGAAAACCAAAGAAAUAAUCAGAUGUGUCUGUCGUGUUUAUGGAUUUUUAAAAGAAAAGGGGGAGAAAAUCGUUGUUUUUGAUCUUAGCUGGGAAGACUGUCUUUGUAAUAGAUAAGUUAUUUGUAAAAAAAUAAAAAAAAUAAUAAAAUAAAAUAAAAAUGCUAAAAAUAAAACAAGAAAUAAA